Galleria mellonella (greater wax moth) is the source of this 2560-nucleotide messenger RNA. It is a transcript of the gene Vps51, whose product is annotated as vacuolar protein sorting-associated protein 51 homolog. The record is from RefSeq and is a predicted model, not a curated record. Gene Ontology annotation, biological process: retrograde transport, endosome to Golgi; Golgi organization; lysosomal transport. The transcript has a single exon. The coding region runs from base 236 to 2341 and encodes 701 amino acids. Gene Ontology annotation, cellular component: EARP complex; membrane; GARP complex. NCBI's taxonomy places the organism in Eukaryota, Metazoa, Arthropoda, Insecta, Lepidoptera, Pyralidae.
AAAAAACAACUGUCAAUAAGUAAUGUCAGUGUCAUAUGGAAUUGUCCAUCUAGUUUAAUUUUAAUAAUAUUUAUAAUUUAAUUUACUUAUAAUUGGAAUAAUUUAUAUUGAAAACUAAUGAAAUAUCAUGUGAUUGUAAUGUAUUUUCGCCAUUGAACAAGUAAAUAAGUGAUCAAUAUAUUAUAAAAUUUUCAAUAGCUUUUCACUUUCACCUGUAAUUUUUCUAUUCAUAAUUAUGGGGGACAUCCAAGAAGCAAUUGACAAUCCCCUCGACAUAGACGGAAGCAAUUUCAAUGCAGAUUUGUAUUUAGAGAAUGUGAUGAAACGAGCCACUCUCAGACAAAUCAUGGACAAGGAAGCCGAAAUAGUCACCCAGAGCCAGUUUCUACAGUCUGAAAUGCAGACUUUGGUCUACGAGAAUUAUAACAAAUUUAUUUCUGCAACGGAUACAGUACGAAAAAUGCGUUCAGAUUUCAGAAUAAUGCAAGAGGAAAUGAACAAACUUAGUGAAAAUAUUAAUAAAAUUACUUCAUUCAGUGCACAAAUAUCUGAAUCGUUAAAAGAAAGUGGUAAUAAUGUCAGUAGACUAUGUGGCACUCGACAGUUGUUGGAUAAACUUCAGUUUUUAUUUCUGCUCCCUUCUCAGUUGAAUAAAGCAAUAAUUGAGAGUAGAUACGCUGACGCAGUACAUGACUACACUCACGCUCAAAGAGUGCUCCAAAAGUAUGGAAACCAACCCUCAUUUCAAAGUAUUCAAACGGAAUGUUCAGAAAUCAUUUAUGGGUUAAAGAAGACACUCAGAGAUAGAUUGCUCAGUCCAGAAACCUCUGCUUCUGAGUUAGCUGAAUGUGUUGGCCUUUUGAGACAACUACAGGAGACUGAUUCUUCUCUAAAAGAUAUCUUCUUAAGCUGUGCUGAAAGUAGAUUGGAUAAACAUUUGCAGACGCUUAGUGGAAUGGUUGAGAGCACAGACAUCUUAGAGUGGGUGGAAAAAUGCAAUCAAACACUGCUCGCUGAUUUGGGGAUCAUUAUAUCAUGCUACCAUGAAAUGUUUCAGGACAAAGAGGAUACAAACAUUCCAGAAUUUGCAGACAAAAUUAUGUUGCAAGUCUUCCAUUUAUUUGAAGAAGUUGCCAAACGGCCAGAUAAUGUUGGUACGGAAAUUUUAAUUAGAGGUCUAGAUAAAUUCUUUAGGAAAUUACAAGCAAUGACAGAAAUAAUUUCAAGUGAGACAAUGUCUAACAAGGCAACGGAAAUUGUAAUACAAUGUAUCAAUAACAAGGCCACAAUACAGUAUCAGUCUAUUCAGACACAAUUCAAAGAGAGCUUGAUGAAAGUAAGACUGUCCCUUGCUAGCAAAAGUACUGAAAAUACUGAUCUUAAAGACAUUUUGAAUUCCUUACAAGUAUACUUGAUGCAAAAAGUUCAAGCGUCACUUUUAGAUCUAAUGGCAUUUUUGCAAAAUAACCUUUCCUUUGGACUCAAAUCGUGGUGCGCUAAAGCAGUUGCUGACACAUGCUGGAAGGUAAUCUCGGAGACAAUGGCAAACCUUUCAGAAAUGGUUAAGAAAAUGGCCUGUUUGCAAACAUCAAACAAUAAUAUACCAUUUGAACUUUUACUAAUUCUUGCUAAACUGUGCUUAGAAAUGCAAGAGAAUGGUGUCACUACACUCCACAGUCACUUGCUAAAACUUUUAGAGGAGGCUGCUCCUGGUUUGACUAUUGAAAAUAAAGACACUAAUAGUAUAAUGGUUAAUUUGUCUACAGCUGCACAGUCUGCUUUGGACUCUGAAGUGAUAUUUAUUGGUCAGACUGCAGCCCAAAUGUUGAGAGUCUCGGUGCUAGCAAGAGAUUGGCUACGGGCGCCUGAACCAAGAGGACCCAGGGCAGUCUGUCGCCGAGUUGUUGAGACUUUAGCUAGUGCUGACAGUGCUGCUUCUCAACUAUUCCCAACUAGCGUAAAGCCAUCUAGUGACUCUAGUAGACGCACUAUUUGGUCCAGAGCACCAUCUUCUUUCUCACCUAUUAAUAGAAUUUUCUCUGAAAGAAUUGAAGUAUUUAGCCCAGCAGGGGCAGAUAGAGCUGCUUUAUCAAAUGGUGCCCUGAAAGUAGCUUUAAAAGCUUUAGUAGAGUGUGUUAGACUUCGAACAUUUGGUAGACACGGUCUGCAACAAUUGCAAGUGGAUGUACAUUUUCUACAACAGAGAUUGUCAUGUAUGGGAAAUGAUGAGAGAUUGCUAAAUGCUUUGUUGGAAGAUGCCUUAUCGUCAGCACAGUUGAGAUGUGUGGAUCCCCAGUUAAUGGAACCAAGCAUAGUAGAUAUUAUUUGUGAAAGAGGCUAAAUAAUGUUAUUAGAUGUUGAUAUAUCCUCUUUGUAAUUUAUGUAUAUAAUGAUAAAAUUCUAUACAAAGCUGUUUUUUUGGUAUAUAAAAAGUAAAAUAAAUUAUGUGUAAUAUUUUUAAGCUUGUAUUUUACGAUAAUAAUUAUGAGCAAGCAUAUAGUCAACUUUAUUGUUUUAUUAAGUUAAUACCACAUAAACCAAUAUAACUUUUAUUUCAUGA